AUGUCUUCUUCAGCUGAAAUGGCAUCUAACAUGAAUGAAGAUGCCAGUAGUUCUGUGGAUUUGAUUCAGGCUUACCCAAAUAAAAGUCCCCCUGGAAAUGCAAAAUCUGCUUCAAAACCGAAGAACACAAAGAAAACAAUUCCCAAGAUUGCUAAAAAUAGUAACAAAGAAAAACUCCCAUCAUCACAAAUUCCAGCAACAAAUGGUCACCAGCUGGUCACAGAACACUCCUUAGAUGGCAAUCUCUCACCUACACCUGUUAAGUGCAUUCCUCGACUGGAGAAAAGUCUCUCUUCAGAUUCUUACCCUGAAAUGGCACCUGACUUUGGCGUUGAAGAUGGCGAUGCUCAGGAUAUUGCAAAUGAAGGAUGUGUUCCUGUAUCUGAUGAAGACUCCUUCUUUUUUUUCCUUUUUUUUCUUUUCUCUUUUUUCUCUUCUUUCCUUUUUUCCUUUUCCUUUCUUUUUUCUCUUCUUUUCUUUUUUCUCUUCUUUUCUUUUUCCUUUUCCUUUCUUUUUCCUUUUCCUUUCUUUUUCCUUUUCCUUUCUUUUUCCUUUUCCUUUCUUUUUCCUUUUCCUUUCUUUUUCCUUUUCCUUUCUUUUUCCUUUUCCUUUCUUUUUCCUUUUCCUUUCUUUUUUCCUUUCCUUUUUCUUUUUCUUUUUCUUUUUCCUUUUCCUUUUCUUUUCCUUUCUUUUUCCUUUUCCUUUCCUUUUCCUUUUCCUUUCUUUUUCCUUUUCCUUUCCUUUUCCUUUUCCUUUCCUUUUCCUUUUCCUUUCUUAAGAAACUAA
This is a messenger RNA of Acanthosepion pharaonis, 786 nucleotides long. NCBI's taxonomy places the organism in Eukaryota, Metazoa, Mollusca, Cephalopoda, Sepiida, Sepiidae. The record is from the annotation of a GenBank genome assembly.